CCAGAGAAAACAUCUCAGAAAUACACCAAUAGAUGAAAGGACUAUCCCAAACUGAUAUAUUACUUUGGAAAUUACUUCCAGUCGUCAUAUUUCUGUUUGUGCAGCCAUACAAACAAGCAUUAGGUCACUAUCAUGCUCGGAGAAGCUUCCCUUUAUGUUCUGAACUGCACAGAAGACGCCACAAAUCAUGACGGAUACAAUCAUGCACACUCAUCCCCUCCUGUGACCUGUCCUGAUGCAACAAACGCCACUGCCAGACCAUCUCUGACACCCCGAACUGUGAGAGCUGGCAGACCUGAAAGCAUGAAGAAAGCAGGACAGUGCCGUGCCUCUGCUCCCAGUAAAGCCAUGCCCAUUCACAGCUGUAACGCGGAGGAUCGCUUGGGCAUGCCGGCACAUUGCUCCUGGUGCUGUCCCAGCUUCUACAAGGACUAUCCGGAUCUCCGGCUUGGUGGUGACCGGCUGGAGCCCUGGAGUCCUCAUAACCCAAACCCGGCAGACGACGGGCCGCUGCUUCAGUCUCAGGACCUGAGCUCUCUGGAGCCCUCUCUGAAGCCAAGCCAACAGGCGGAGGCUGUGACCCAACAAGACGAGGAGUAUCUAGUCAUGGAGUCUGCUCACAGCCCUGACUGGCAGAAAAGGCUGACAAACUCCAUGCUGAACGGCUAUCUGGAGGUCCAAAUGCUGGAAGUGUUCUGUCAGCACAUGCAAAACAUGGCGUGCUGUGGCUCGUCGCUGCUGGGCCCUGACGUCAUGCCAACACUGGUGCCCACCAGCCUGAAUGUAGCAGACAGAGAGCAGACAACCAGUCGGGCAGAGGAGCUGGAUUCUUCAUCCAGUAAUGUUGUGCGUUACUUAAGCACUUGCUCAGCUCCAGCCACUUCUAACUUCAGCUCACCUGUACUCCGAAUCUCAGAAGUGGAGUAACACACACAAAAUGUUCUAUGCUGCACGCCUGCAUUUUGACCAUCGCAUUAAUAUUUCAAGUUAUCUCCGUUGCUAAAGGAAUGUUCUGCAUUCAGUGCUGACAGCAUUUGUAGCAUGUUGAAUAGGCAUGGGCCAGUAUAAUAUUCUGACGAUAUGAUUUCCUUAGAUAAAAAUAUCAUGGUAUUGUGAUUAAAAUGUGUUCUUUUUUAAUUUCUGGGUAAAAAGCUACAUCUUUUUUCCCCUUUGAACAAAAAAUAUUUUAUUUUGAGAAACUUUUUAAAUAUUUUGGAGCAGCAAACAUGUCAGCCUAAAUAAUUCACAUGAAUCAUUGGCUUCUGUUGUUUCAAAAACACAGAUUUCUUAACGAUUUCAAACUGCAUCUUUGGAUGUAUUGUCUGCUAAAGAUUCUGUUUUCCUAAAAAACAAACAAAAAAAGUAAAUAAAAAAUCUUCCACAUACCUUAGAAACGGUAUAGCAGAACAUUUCAGCUUUUUUAAAACAUUGAAAUUUACCUUGAGAUACCUUGAAAGCGGUUAUCAUCCCAUGCCUAAUGUUGAUUUCCAGUAAAAAGUAUUGACUCAUGCCAGCAUGUCUUUUAUGGAGGCUGCAUUUAUUUGAUCAUUUGAUAAUACAGU
Messenger RNA from Danio aesculapii, 1562 nucleotides. RefSeq lists its product as uncharacterized. NCBI's taxonomy places the organism in Eukaryota, Metazoa, Chordata, Actinopteri, Cypriniformes, Danionidae. Bases 133 to 927 code for a protein of 264 amino acids. The transcript is spliced from 3 exons. The record is from RefSeq and is a predicted model, not a curated record. Gene Ontology annotation, biological process: regulation of toll-like receptor signaling pathway.